Molecule: messenger RNA, 6779 nt
Organism: Pantherophis guttatus
Lineage: Eukaryota; Metazoa; Chordata; Lepidosauria; Squamata; Colubridae
Gene: NCOA1
Product: nuclear receptor coactivator 1
Biological process (GO): cellular response to hormone stimulus; positive regulation of transcription by RNA polymerase II
Cellular component (GO): nucleus
Molecular function (GO): protein dimerization activity; nuclear receptor binding
Source: RefSeq, a predicted model, not a curated record
GGCAAAAAUCGCGGCGGCCUCCAUUUCUCCCACUCCCCUUUUCUCUCUCCGCACCCCCGCCGCGGCGGUGCUUACUCGGCCACUGGGUCCCGCCUCCCGCUCCUCCCCGUCCCCACCCGAGCCAGCCAGCCAGAGCCGAGGAGGAGCAGCCGGAGGAGCCACCGGAGAGGGACAGUUGCAGCCAGGGGGCCCCGGGUGCCCAGGAGCCCACAGCGGGAGCCGGGGCCCCAGCAGCAGCGCCAGCCUCAGUGCCACCAGCCCUGCAGGAGCUGGGCUCAGACGCCUCGGCCAGCCGCUCCUCCUCCUCCUCCUCCCCCUCCUCCUUUUCACGCCGCCCCCAGCGGCCUUGGCCCGGCCUGAGGGAGACGGCUAAGAAGCAGGCAGGCAGGCAGGCAGGCCGGCCGGCGGUGGUCCGGGGCGAAGGCUGCUGUCAACGCGUCCGCCCGCCCCACGGAGGCGACAGCAGGAGAGCCGCCGGGGCAGCUGUCAGGGGGAAAGAAGGGCCACAAAUCUGCAUAGCAGUAAUUUAUUGCAGGAAAUUAAAUCAAGGCUAACUGCAGUGUUUGGUCUUCAGAAAUUUAAAUCUUUGAUAGCUGAUUCAAUUAGAAUGCCAGCAGAAUUUACUUGAUGCUGUUCUCACCCAGAGGAGGACAGUGUACUGACAACUGCCCAUUGAAGAUCAGUGCAUGCGUUUGUUGAAAUUCUAAGAUUGCUUUGUACAGUUUAUAUGCUUUACUGAAGAAUCUCAUUUUUUGUUUCUCUAUGAAUUAUCACCCCUGGAACAGUAGGAGGAAACAAGAUUGUAUAAAGCAAUGAAAAGAAGUACAAAAGAAUAAGGUGAGAACUGACUCAAUAUGAGUGGCCUUGGGAACAAUUCUACGGACCCAGGAAACCUGGAAUCUCAAAAGAGGAAGGGGUCACCAUGCGACACUCUGAUACAGAGCAAUGAGAAACGACGCAGGGAGCAAGAGAACAAAUACUUAGAAGAGCUGGCAGAGCUGCUUUCAGCCAAUAUUGGAGAAAUUGACAGCCUGAGCGUUAAACCAGACAAAUGCAAGAUUCUAAAAAAAACGGUUGAUCAGAUUCAGCAGAUGAAAAGACUCGAACAAGAAAAAACAGCUGAUGAUGAUGUCCAGAAGUCUGAUAUCUCAUCCAGCAGCCAAGGAGUGAUUGAAAAGGAAUCCCUUGGGCCUCUUCUUCUUGAGGCACUGGAUGGCUUUUUCUUUGUUGUGAACCGUGAAGGACGGAUUGUGUUUGUGUCUGAGAAUGUGACCAGCUACUUAGGCUAUAACCAAGAGGAGCUUAUGAACACCAGUGUCUACAGUAUCUUGCAUGUGGGAGAUCAUGCUGAAUUUGUCAAGAAUUUGCUGCCUAAGUCACUAGUUAAUGGAGUCCCUUGGCCCCAAGAAUCCACCCGACGCAAUAGCCACACCUUCAACUGCAGGAUGCUGAUCCGUCCCCCAGAUGAGCCAGGUGCAGAGAACCAAGAGGCCCGCCAGCGUUACGAGGUUAUGCAAUGCUUCACGGUGUCUCAGCCAAAACUGAUCAAAGAAGAAGGUGAAGAUUUGCAGUCCUGCCUAAUAUGCAUUGCACGAAGAUUACCUCGAUCUACAGCUCCCACCACAUCAGAAUCUUUCAUGACCAAGCAAGAUACUACAGGUAAAAUCAUCUCCAUUGACACCAGUUCCUUGAGAGCAGCAGGCCGGACUGGCUGGGAGGAUUUAGUGAGAAAAUGCAUCUAUGCUUUCUUCCAGCCUCAGGGCAGGGAACCGUCUUAUGCCAAGCAGCUAUUUCAGGAAGUGAUGACACGGGGCACGGCCUUCAGCCCAUCUUACCGAUUCACACUUAGUGAUGGGACUGUGCUAAGUGCUCAUACCAAGUGCAAACUUUGCUGCCCUCAAAGUCCAGAAAUGCACCCCUUCAUCAUGGGCAUUCAUAUAAUUGAAAGAGAACACAGUGCCCUGUCGCCUCAAGAGAACACUAAUUCUGGAAUGCCUCUUUCCCGUGUCAGUCCCUCACUGAACCCCAGCAUCUCUCCAGGACAGGGUGUACCCCUGCCAACAUCUCUCCCUCCCUCCAAUGGUAGCAUGUUAACAACCAACACAAACCACCCAUCAGGAUCCAGCCUGCACGGCAAUAGCAACGCUCCUACCACCCAAACCAAUUAUGGAUGUUCACCUGGAAGCCAGAUGGGAGCUAAUGUUGCCUUAAGCCAGGGACAAGCUGGUCCUCCGAACAGUACCCAUGCUAUAAACAUCAGUAGCUCUCCAAUGAACAGUCCUGGGGUCACCCCGCCACAGUUUAUGUCUCCGAGACAUCGAGUAAGCCCUGGACUUGUGCAUCGGCCCAGAAUGCCAAGCAACCCAUUCUCUCCUACUAUGCCCCACACACACUCCCCAGUGGGCAUGGUGGGCAGUUGCGGUGGCAGCAGUGCUGUCAGCAACAGGCCAUAUCCAGGCACCCCAUUAAACUCCAUGCAGGGUUUGACUGAUGGGCCUAGCCCUCCAGUGGGCUACUCCACACCCCCUCCUGUCCUGCGUCAGUUGAGCAAUCAGAACUCCCCCAGCAGAAUGAACAUGCCACCCGUGAAAACAGAGCCAAAAGACAGCAAGGAGAUGUCGUCCAUUCUUUGCAGCAUGACCCACUCUGACAACAGCUCCAAUGACAGCAAGCCCUUGGAUUCUAGCUUGCUGCAUGGCAGUGACAGACUCUCAGAGGGUGACAGCAAGUGUUUGCAGGCGACCAGCCACAAACUAGUCCAGCUCUUGGCUUCCACAGCCCAAGAGCAGUUACGGCACGUGGAUGCAGAUACCAGUUGCAAAGAGCCCUUGUCUUGUACGGGCGCAUCAGGGACCCCAGCUUCUGGGAACCCUGUGGGCAGUGCAUGCCCUUCCUCCCACAGUUCCCUCACAGAGAGACAUAAGAUCUUGCAUCGGCUCCUCCAGGAGGGCAGUCCUUCUGAUAUUGCCACCCUGUCCAUGGAGCACGAUAAGAAAGAUGGAAUGCCUGGUGGUACAGCUACUGCUGUUACACCACAGAACCAGGCUCCAGGAACCCCGGACAUCAGGCUGGAAGCAGAUGCUAUGAAGAAGAAGGAUUCAAAGGACCAUCACACAAAGGACCAUCAGCUCCUUCGCUAUCUGCUUGACCAGGAUGAUAAAGAACUAACAUCUAACCCUUCCUUGAGCCUGGAGGAUGUGAAGGUGAAAGAAAACCCAGAGCAAUUGGACCCUUGUAAUGCACCUGUGGCACCACCGCCUAAGCCCUCCACUCAAGAGGAGGUGAAGCUACAGCCACAGGGACAGUUUGCAUCUGAUCUUGAGCAGAUGCUGCCUCCGCUGGAAAAGUCAGCCCCGUUGCCACCAGGCUUGUGUGGGUCAGAGACAACUGAAAGUGGUGGCAUUACUAUCAAGUCAGAGAUCCUGAGCCCCUCUCUUCAGCCCAGUACUGCUGCAAGAACUCCUACUGGGAUGAGCUCUGUUAAUGGUGGGCAGGGAAUGCAAACCGGACGGUCCUCAUUUGAAUUCUGUGAUCCAAUGGAGCCAGUUCAGCUACGGACAGCACCUUUCCCUGCCACAAAUGGCAGCAGCCCUCAUCAUGGCUUGCCAUCGGAACAGGGCAGGGGAGCAGUACCUGGCCCAAGUCCCUUUCAACCAGAUACUGCACCCAUUUUCCUACUUGAAGAUCCAGGAGGUGUUUGGCAGAAUUUCAAAAGAUUGCCUGAACUGGAAUUGGGAGUCAGUGAGCAUCAAUUUGGGCAGUCAGCCAUGGGGGAGCAGAUCCCAUGGGCAGAUAAUCCCAUGGCUUCCAUCAACAGAGGACCUAUGACUAAACCAGAUGACCAGUGCAUCACUUCUCAGCUGGAUGAGCUCUUAUGCCCUCCCACCACCCCAGAAGGAAGAAAUGAUGAGAAAGCCCUUUUGGAACAACUGGUGUCCUUCCUGAGUGGCAAAGAUGAAAAUGAGUUGGCAGAACUGGAUCGAGCUCUUGGCAUUGACAAACUGGUCCAGGGAGGUGGCCUAGAAGCACUGACAGAGAGGUUCCAGCCACAACAAGUAACACCACCACCAACUCUUGUGAUGGAUCAGAAACCCGGCAUGUACCCUCAUCCUUAUCCCUCAGCUUCCCCCACUGCUAACCUUCCCGGGCCUUUCCCAGGCAUCGUGAGGCAGAAACAGUCCUUUGGACCUAUGUCAGUCCAGGUUCCAUCACCUCGUGGGGCUUUCCCUGCUGUGGGGAUGCAGCCACGACAGGCACUCAAUAGGCCUCCAACAGCUCCAAAUCAGUUGCGGCUGCAGUUACAACAACGUCUACAAGGGCAACAGCAGAUGAUACACCAAAAUCGGCAGGCUAUUCUAAACCAGUUUGCAGGGAAUCCUCCAGGUGGUAUCGGCAUAAGAGCAGGCAUGCAGCAGCAAAUGACACCUCAGGCCCCUCUGAAUGCACAGAUGUUGGCUCAGCGUCACCGUGAACUUUAUAGCCAGCAGCAUCGACAGAGGCAACUCAUGCAACAGAGAGCCAUGCUGAUGAGACAACAGCAAAGCUUUGGGAACAAUCUUCCUCCUUCAGCCGGGGUUCCGGUGCAGCUGACGGCUGGGCGCCUACCCCAGGGUCCCCCACAGCAAUUCCCUUUCCCCCCCAACUAUGGUACGAAUCCUGGAAACCCCCCUACCUCCACCAGCCCUUUCUCACAGCUGGCGCAAAACCCCGAAGUGGCAUUGGCCAAUCGUAGCAACCUGGUGAACAGGGGGAUGAUGGGAAGCGUCGGAGGACAGUUUGGCUCCAAUAUGAACCCACAGAUGCAACAGAACAUAUUCCAGUAUUCCGGAUCAGGAAUGGGUCAGCAAGGUGAAGCCGCUUUUGCCCCAUCACUCAGUCCUAGUAGUCCUUUGAUGUCCCCUCAGAUCCCUCCAUCUCAGAGCCCCAUGCUGCAGUCUGCCCCACCCACACCUGGGUAUCAGUCACCUGAUAUGAAGACCUGGCAGCAAGGAACCAUGGGGAACAACAAUGUAUAUGGCCAGGCUGGUCAGACUCAGCCCCCCUCAGCUCAGCAGGGAAUGUACAACAACAUGAGCAUCACAGUCUCCAUGGCCGGAGGAAAUGCCAGUGCCCAGAAUAUGAACCCAAUGGCUGGGCAAAUGCCAAUGAACUCAUUGCAGAUGCCUGGCAUGAACCAGCUAUGCUCUGAGCAGGUAAACGACCCAGCUCUCAGACCCACCGGCCUUUAUUGCAACCAACUUUCCUCCGAUCUUUUGAAAACAGAAGCAGAUGGAGCACAGGUCCAGCAGGUCCAGGUGUUUGCUGAUGUGCAGUGUACGGUCAACUUGGUGGGCGGAGACCCUUAUCUGAACCAACCUGGCUCCGUGGAUACACAGAAAGGCAGCACAGCCUCUCAGACCCCACAAGCCCAACAGAAAAGUCUUCUUCAGCAGCUACUGACUGAAUAACCUGCUUUUCAAAGGAAUGUGAAAUUUAAAUAAUGACAUACGGAUAUAUAAAUAUAUAUAUAUAAAUAUAUAUGUAUAUUAUAUAUUUUUCUGAGAUUUUUGGUAUCUCAAAAACUUGCAGCCAUUCUUCAGCUCUUGUAGUAUAUGGAGCAGGAAAAAAAAAUCCCUCCUCCCCUUUUGGUUUUUUAAACAAAGAUGGAUUUCAACAAAGUGACAAGACAGAACCAUUGAGCCAAAUUUUACAGAUUAUCCUUAUUUUUAUAAUCAGUUGCUGGCUUCUUUUCCCAGAAGGACAUUACUAGUGGGGUUGAGGGUGGGGGUGGGAGAGCAAAAUGGAAGGCAUGUGGCUGUCAGGUGGAGGAGGAGAAGGGGUUGAAGUCUCAGUUUCAGCUGGAUCUGUCACUGAUUUGCAUCUUCAGUAAAGCAGGAAUGGGCAAAUAAUUGUGCACGCUCAUCUCUUCUUUGGGAAGGGAUGUUCCUUAGCUGUUCUUAAACAUGUACGCCCUUGCUCACUGCUUGCCCCCCAAUUCGUUUGUGCUUUUCUUAGCAAUUGUGAGUUUGUCAGUUUUAAAGAAAAAUGAUAUUAAUAAUAUUAAUAAUAAUAAUAAUAAAUAUUUUGCCCCACUGUUUUUUUUUUUCAUGUUUUAUGCUGGUAAAUAGACAGCCUCCUUAGUGACAAAGAGGUCUUUGUAGUAUAUGAACAACAAAUCAAGUGGGAGUUCCUAUGAAAACUAAUAUAAUUGUUGAAAAUAAAAUAUGUAAAUCCAUUUGGGGGAUAAUUGCAAUUAUUUUUAGAGGGAGAGGAGGAAGUGGCUCCGAAAGCAAUGCACCAAGUGCAUCCCACCCAUUUCCAUGGGAUUUGUAAGAGAGACACUGGGCCACAGACAAUUCUUGUCAAAAACAAAAUGGAGGAAGUGCAGCAGAAGUUCAAGUUGUAGUUCUGGCCACUAUUGUAGAUUUAAAAAAAAAAAAAAAGUGAUUCAAAUUGAGCAGUCAGCACUUGUUUUGAUUCUGUUUAACAGCCAAGAUAGCUUAAAACUAUUUAAAAUAAUAUGGAUUAUGAUUAUAAUAAAAAGGCGCUUCUCUGUGGAAUGGGAGAUAAGUUAAUACUUUUUCCCUUUCAGGCCUUUUAAUGUAAAUAGCUCAGACUUCUUGUAUAAAUUGGUUUCUUUCUCUUUUUAGUUGGGGAUUGCUCUUAAAUAGCAUUGCUUUUGGAAGGGGUGGGGGAUUUCUUUCUUUUCUCUCUUUCUGAAAUUUUGUUGAUGUGUGAAAAUAAAACUGUGUAGCUUUUGUUAAAUGAAUUUGCAAGAGUUUAAAACACCAAGAGACAAA